Haemonchus placei is the source of this 729-nucleotide messenger RNA. Lineage: Eukaryota; Metazoa; Nematoda; Chromadorea; Rhabditida; Trichostrongylidae. The record is from the annotation of a GenBank genome assembly.
AUGAAAACUACCUUCGUUCAGCUGACACUGGCAGACAACACCGAUGCCACUGUAGAUGACGUAAAUGGCCAAGAAAACCGAUCCGGCAACAAAUCCCAGGGACAUGGCUGCCAACAGAACCAUGCCUAUCCAUUUAAGAAGUAGCAGUACGAAGAUGACAACACGAGAACCGUACCAUUUCAUACAAAACUUCAAAGGUCCCUCUUCACCUUCGUCUUCGCGUCGUUCUGCAGAUUCGUACAAUCGCUGCAGCAAUGAUUUGUGAGCGUCGACGGUGUCCAUGGGGGUUUCUACCUCUCCAGCUUUGAGUCUUUUUUGUGGAUCUCUCUCGAAUGUAACAUCAACUAUGUCGGCCAGUUCCUUGCUCGAUGUUGGAACCAGAGUUCGACUCUCGUAGUUCAGUGCACAACGAGAACCUGGUUGGUUCGCUUCGAAAAGUUUCUGGAAAUGCUCACGAUUUCAUAUGUCAGUGGCCGGUGUGAACAUUUCCCAUGAGUCCAUCGUUUUGAACAUUUCCGGUGCACAAUGUAGCAGAGUUCGCCGUUUGUGAUUAUCGUUCUUUGGUGCAUUUUUAAUGUCUCCAUGGGUAACAUGUCGAUCGUGAAGAAAUUCCAGGGCUUCUAGCAGCUGCCGGAAAUAUCUUUGUGCAAUACAUUCCAUAAGAGGGCCGAUUUUAAGUUGAUUGGCGAGAACCUCAGGUUGGAAGAGCUCAUAGCAUUGCACAGGUAG